Molecule: messenger RNA, 1327 nt
Organism: Acaulospora colombiana
Lineage: Eukaryota; Fungi; Glomeromycota; Glomeromycetes; Diversisporales; Acaulosporaceae
Source: the annotation of a GenBank genome assembly
GGAUGUGAUGAAGAAUGUAGACGGCGAGCCAGAAACGGUCUUCGAGACAUUAGCCUACAAGCUCACAGGUGUUUCACCUCCACAGGUGACACUUCAAGAAUUUGAUCAAGAUUCGAGAGAAAUGGGUCGACAAUCAGAGAUAGAAGCCGUUCAGGCUGUAUAUCCCUCUGCUACAUAUGACUCAGAGACCUCCAUCUUGUCCAUACCUUGCUUGACGGCACCCGUUAGCUUUCAUGUCAUCUAUCCAAAACUUCACCCAUAUCCCGAAACCACCAGAAUUCCUCCUUUUUACAUUUCCUCGAACUCAAUAUCCCCUUAUAUUCGUCUUCACCUUACUUCUGUUGUCUUUUCUGCUAUCGCACCCAACGGAGAACGGUAUGAGAAUGAAAGCAUCUGCUUCAACGCCAUUGAAGCAUUGGAAGCUGGUUGGGAGGCAGUAGAAGCAAACGGACCACCCAAGCUAGAAGAUGUUUUGAGAAAUCUUUUGCCACCUCCUACCAAAACUGCAGCAUCAGAGGAAAUGCAGCUUCCUACAGGCAAAGCCAAAUCUACCUCCCGAAGUAAAUCACUAGAUUCGAGAACGGACCAACAUAUCCUAGAAGAGUUCCAAACCCUCAAAGCAUCGAAAGCCUACAAAGUAAUGGAAGAAGCCCGUAAGAGGCUUCCCGCCUGGGACAACCGAGAGAAGAUCAAACAGAUGAUUAUUGAAAAUCAAAUAAUCAUAGUAGUUGGCGAGACCGCAGUUCCUCAAUUCAUACUAGAUGGACAAAUCGAAUCUCUGAACGGGUCAAAGACUUCCAUCAUCGUCACGCAACCAAGACGAGUUUCAGUCCUCGGCGUAUCCGCUCGUGUCUCUGCAGAACGUAUAGAAGAUGGCUCUGUCGGAUACUCUAUUAGAGGGGAAAGUCGUACGAAGCCUACCACCAAACUCUUGUUUUGCACUACUGGUGUCUUACUACGACGAAUGGCCUCCGGAGAUAGAUUGGAAAGCGUGACACAUGUCGUAGUGGAUGAGGUCCACGAGCGAUCUGUGGACAGCGACUUUCUGUUAUUGGAGUUGAGAGAAAUCAUCAAAUCUAACAAAAAUCUCAAGAUCAUUCUUAUGAGCGCCACCAUCAACCAGAGAGUGUUCUCGGAGUAUUUCCAUCAAGCACCUGUUAUCGAGAUACCCGGAAGAACAUUUCCGGUGGAUAGACUAUACUUGGAGGACCUCCUUCCGAAAAUUGAUUACAGACCAUCAUUGGUCCGAGGAUCUGAACGACUCACUGCAGAACAAUCCGAAUCCUUCCAGACUUACUUUGAGAAGGCCGGUGUGCCAAAGGAGGUU